GUCGGUCGGGCCAGCCAGCGUUUCAGUCUGCGAGAGCGCACGGUGUGGUGAGGAACGCGAGUAAACGCCGCUCAGCAGUCCGGUGUUGUGAGUGCUCUGUGAACACCAUGGCCGCCCCGAUGGCCUGCUACCCGGGCUUCGAGGCCCAGGCGGCGGCCGUGCCGGUGGCCCGGGCUGGGUCGUCGACCGGCCCCACGGCCAAGGACUACUCGAAGCCUCUGCACGUUGACUGCAGCGUCGAAUACGAGCUUCCGAAUCAGGCUCGGCCACCCGGCAAGAGCGAGCCCCUGCUGAUGAUCCACCCUUAUUACUACCGCAGGGCCGAGUCGCAGCGCCGGAGCACCUUUGUAAAUAACCUGCCGCAGCAGCAGCAGCAGCCUCAGCCGACGGCGCGCCGGACGCGCGGCUCCACGGCCGCAGCGGCCCUGCAGCAGCAACAGCAGCAGCAGCAACAACAGCAACAACAACAGCUGCAGCAGAGAUACCAACAACAACAGCAACCACAGCAUCAGAGCAUUUGGGAGCCGUACGGCACGCCGGCAGCCCUGGCCGCGCCUAACUGGCCGCCGGGCCUCGAGCCAAUUUACUGUAAGCCGCCGGCCCUCAGAAGACGCAGCAGCCGUCGGAAUGCGAAGCAGAUUCAGCAGCAGCCGACGACAGUGGUGGAUUUGGGGUUGAACAGGGUGCCGGACUACGCCCAUGUGGGCUCCUCGGCCGACAGUGGAAUUGGUGGAGUGUUAUCGUGGACGGACUCUGCCAGUCCGAUUGUGAUGCAGGCUGUGCAGCCGCAGGACGCGAUGCAGCACCUGCAGGACAACAAGCUGACCGCAGUGGCCGCGGCGCAGGAGAAUAGGCAAUCUCAGCAGCAGCAGCAGCAGCAACAACAGCAACAACAGCAGCAGCAGCCUCAACCGCAACAUCUGAAAUCGAAUAAUAAUCAGAGAGCAUUCAUUCGCGGCGAUUCGAAUACUGACCUUGCAGAGCUGCUUGCGGCCGCCUGUGGAGCGGAUCACCUGCCACCUUUGCCCAAGGUGGGUGUGGCCCCCGGGAAGACGCAGAUCCCGUCGCAGCCGCACCAGUCGUGCGGCUGUCCCUCAUCCUCGGUGCCGGGACGGCAGCAGCCGGCCGUGGGCGUGACGGCCGUGGCCUGUCGCUCGUGCCGGCCGGCGCCCGUGCAGCAGACCUACUGGCCGCUGGCCGCCUGCGAGCCCGAGCCGGCGGCCUCGGGGCGGCGGGCGUGGUCCCGCAGCUCCGGGGCGAAGCGCAGUCGGGUUAGCACGCCGGUGUGGCCGACGAGCGGCCAGUGCGGCCAGUACGUGGAGACGACGCCCGCGUGGCCGCCCGUGUGCCUCAACAACAUCAAUAACAACAACAGCAAAGACUGCGGCGUGUGCAAGGUGUGCCAAGACUCGAGCCAGUGGAACAACUACUACUGCCGCGCCGAGGACCGAAUGCUGUGGAACAACGAGAACAUGCUGCGGCUGUUCCAGGUGUAGCGCCCCUGUGCCAUUCCCGCGUGUUGUAGUGUAUACGAGUCGACACGAGCCCGCGAACUCUUUACGUGAUGAGUCUCUUCCAUGUCAGUGGUGCGACUUGAGCACACACAAACACACUUUAUUUGUUUUUUUUUUGUCUUCAGACUAAUAAUAAUAAUAAUGGAUCGGCGGCUUUGGUUGGCAGUGUGAAAAAUUCGGUUGCUGUGCUGCGGCAAAGUUCUGUUGGUAUUAUUUGAAGCACGAUGAUGCUAUUUUCAUAGGACAUUAAAUUUUAAAUUUAUUCAGUUUGGACUAUCAAUCUGAAUUUUUUUCCUUCCCCUCUUCUCACUACCAAAAGUGGUGAUGGUGUAUAUCUUAAUGUUAUACACCAAUCUUUAGCUUAAGUUUUACUCGUAAAUUGAGUAGCUUGGGUUUGAAAUUUUUAAACCAUCGAUUUAGUCCCUCUCCUGAGAGGUAAAGAUGAUUUGUCGUAAAUUGGGUCGAAAUUUAUAGAAUUAGUUAUUGAAUUUCAUGUAAAAAAUUCAAAAAUAUCUUAUUGUUUUUUUUUCUUUUCGUCGCUGUGUUGGAUAUUUAAUUUUUGAUGUAACUGUUUCAAUAUUUUUUUCUGGUCAUAUUAUCAUUGUUUUUAGUUUUGGGUGUUGCUUUUCUAAAAAAUUGAACUUUGUCAGCUCAACCGAAGCAUUUAUGCUUUACUAUAAUCAGCUGGCCAUCCAAAGUAAAAAAGAUCCUUUUCACUGGUGUCCAAUUUUGCCAGUCUCGAUAUGUUUUCCAGCUGGAGCUCAUUCAGUGAUUAGUGCUUGCAGUGUUUGUCUCAUUUUCUGCAAAUUUUUCUAUUUUAAAGAUCAAAAAUUUUGCUUAGACAGUUACCUGCAAGCAUUUCCAAGUUACACAGAGCUCCAGCCCAGUCUAAACCCAAUUUGAUUGGAAUUUUGCUUUAGCAUUUCCAAGUGACGAGCUUGAUGAAAUUUUAUAUUUAUUUAAAAAUUUACUCGUUUACAUUUCACGCACCGAGAUAUUUAUUAUUUUAAAUUUAUCUGCUCCGCGUAGUGUUUCUUUUACUCAAGCAAGUCAGUCAGUCAUUUUUGUAAUCAGGACGCCGUGUUUGUUCGUAAAGUGUAAUUCACGAUACCCGCGAUCUUUCAUUGUGCUUCGAGUCUCAUCAACGUCAUACAUAUUUGAACUUCACUCCUUGUAAGUUGUUCACACUUACGCAUACUGAUCAUGUAUUUUGUCACCGAUUUGUAAAAGGGUGAAACAUGCGUUGUUUUGCAGAUGUGUAUAAAAAGAAGAAGUGAAAUUUAGCUUUAAGUACGAUGAUAGACUUAAGACAUCAAUGGCUGAUUACAAUGUAGUAAAACAAUAUUCACAUUAACGUGAGAAAAGAUUGGAUUCGUCUCCCAAAAGAGAAAGAAAAAAAAUCACAAAAAAGCGAGAAAGCCCGCGAGAAAAAAUGAUAAAUGUUUGUAACAAUGUGAAUUUAUUCAAUUUAUGAGUAUGGUUACUGUUUUGAUUUCUGUUAAAAUAGCUCCCAUGAAAGUGGCGAUUAAAAACUGAUCAAUUCAUUUAUCCAAAUGCGUAAUCACGAGAAUUAAGUUUUAGAUUAUUUUCGUGGUUAUUAUGAAUAAUAUCGCAUAUGUAAGAAUAGUUCCUUUCGUUCGAUAUAGCAUUAUGGGGCUCUAUUAAACAAGCAAAAAUACAUUGAUAUGUGUACUACUGCUACAUACAUAGAUGUGUAAAUAUCGAUUACGCUUUUCGUUGUGUCUCCGCACUCAACAUAAAAUGAGAGAGAAGGUGAAGAUGGGGCGAUGAGGGAAAAAUUCAAAAGAACACUCAGUCUUCAUUACUAUAUCAACAAUCGAUGUGCACAGUGGCUAUAAAGACUUGAGACCAUUCCAUAUGAGCAAAAUAGGGAUUCAGUUGCAAAAGAGAACCAUAGCUAGGUCUGCAGUUAGACUGACGCAGAUUUGUAAUUUGCCUGAGUGAGUAAAAUAAGCGUGUGUUGUUACCACAUAUCCCCAAAAUAAUGUAAUACUGAAAAUGCUGAUUGUUUGAUUCACUCAUUCAUUCAAAUCUUUCAUUCAAACUUUGUUUUUCAUUUCAAAGUAUCUGUGAUAAAGUGUUUUAGAGGGAAUGUUACAUCAAUAACAAAAAUAAUUUAAUGAAUAAAUAAACGAAACACAGCCAAAACGAAAAA
Molecule: messenger RNA, 3690 nt
Organism: Cloeon dipterum
Lineage: Eukaryota; Metazoa; Arthropoda; Insecta; Ephemeroptera; Baetidae
Product: centrosomal and chromosomal factor-like
Exons: 3
Coding region: 108-1496 (462 amino acids)
Source: RefSeq, a predicted model, not a curated record